ACCUCUCACGCUAGGAAAAUCCUAGUGCGUGUAACUGUGCUUCGAAAGACUUAAUUACGAGCUUCCUGGAUGGUUGAGAGAAAGGCACUCGGGUCAUAAGACUUACAGACAUGUCGUUCCAACAGGUCCCUAGAGUAGAGACCUUUAAGCUCCCGAAGCAGAAAGAAGUGCGAACAAAGCUUCCGGGGUACGGCCUGCCUUUGGACUAUGUACCAAAAGCGAAGAAUCUUUAUGGGGUCGAAGUCAAAUCAUUGUUUCCCACCGCCCUUGACGAUAGAGACAUUGGGAAUGGUUAUAUCAAUCAGCCUCUUCUCCCACUUAGGGAGAUUGAGAUGAUGAAAGCCAUGGAGAACCUUACAGAAAACGAACAAUGGCAUGUCAAGGUCUAUGACGAUGUCAUAGCCAAUAGAUGGAAGAAAGAAAUAAUGGACUCUUCAAUCGAGAUCACUCCUCUUAUGGCCGACUGGAUCAUUGAGGAGUUGAGGUUCAAAGCCAAAAUUUACGAGCGCUCUAAAGCAAUCGGCUUCUACAACGGUGACGUGACUAAGUCGGACGACAUUAUAGACCCUGCCCUCAGAAAUAGACUGUUGGAAACUAGUAAAGGGCUCGAAGAUCCCCAGCAGCACUUGAAUGCAUACACACCCGACUCGGGGGGAACGGAGCUCGACUUGGUCCAGCCGACUCUGUUUCCUUUGAUCUUCGGACGGAGCCGAGUCCUAAAGGAUAAGGUAAUCGGUAUAGACGACGCACUUGAACAUAUCGGACAGGGCGAGGUCAUUCCGAAACCAGACGACCCCGGGAUCACUCGAGAAGAUAUGGUGUGGAGGAUCUACUCUCGGUCUGACAUUAAUGUGAAACCAUUCAGCACCGAUUUCCAAAUGCUUCCCUCAGAGGUUCAGCUGGGGACAGAUGGGAAAUGGCAUCUGGCCAGCUACGUCAAUAAUCUCCACCCGGUGAAGUUCAAGGAGCUUUACGGAGUCCUUGAUGAAAUAAUAGACAGAGUCGCGGGGCUUUGGGAGAUGACCUUGACACCAGUAAAGGAUAUGCUCCAUUCGAGGGCCCGGGUCGAAUAUCACAAAGUGGAAUACGAGCCUAUCUCCGAGGAAGCGAAAGAAUCCCGUCCGGUCAAGGAGCCCAGUGAGACAGAAGCCGAAUACGAAGCUCGCGUCCAAGAAUGGAAGAUGCGGCAUUACCGGGUCAAACAGCCGGAUGUUGGAGAAUUUCGACCAUGGGCCGUUCCCAAGUUCAUGAUAGAGCACCUUCCGGAAGACCAGCCCAAUCCACUUCGCAUCGAGGAGCCAGUCAGGCUCAAAGAGGAAUAUGGCGAACGCGGACUGCAGGUUUUUGUUAGGGUCAUGAAAAUCGAACUUUCUCCCGAACGUCCUGAAUACUCAAGUGAAUUCCACGUUGAGGGCCAGAUGAACGAACGCAUCUGCGCAUCAGCGCUCUAUUACUAUGAUUCAGAGAAUGUCCAAGGCGGCCGCAUGACAUUCCGCCAGGCCACAGACACAGGAAGUAUCUCCGAAAUCAAAUACGAACCAGGUGAUAGCGUCUGGCUCAAGCAGGUAUUCGGACUCGACAACGGCGCACCUUUAGUGCAAGAAGUCGGAUCAUUGAGCACCAAAGUCGGCCGUGUGAUCUCAUACCCCAGCACCUUGCAGCAUCGCAUCGAACCGCUCCGAUUAAUUGAUCCCUCGAAGCCUGGAUAUCGCAAGAUUCUGGGUCUUUACCUCGUCGACCCGAAUAUUCGCAUCAUCUCGACUGCGAAUGUCCCUCCGCAGCGUCUGGACUGGACUGAUGGGUCGGAUAACCUGCAGCGUGCGCUCAGUAACAUGUCGAUCGAGGAACAGGAUAAGGUUCUUGAUCGACGGGACCGGUUCCCCUUCACAAUUGAGGAGGCUCAUGAGUUCCGCAAGAGGCAGCGUAAGGAACGGAUUGAGUUUUUGAAAUACCAGGAUGUGGCCUUUACUUCCAACCAUGUGGUGGUCUAGUGCUGUAUGUUGGGGGGUCGGGCAACUUUUUGUUUGUUGAAGUUAUUAAUAGGAAAACUAGAUUGGAUUAUAGCAAUCAAUUCUGUUGUCGUUUAACAACUAUAACUGCAGUUAGUCGACGUAGGAAG
Messenger RNA from Paecilomyces variotii, 2119 nucleotides. RefSeq lists its product as hypothetical. Bases 111 to 1991 code for a protein of 626 amino acids. The record is from RefSeq and is a predicted model, not a curated record. The transcript is spliced from 5 exons. NCBI's taxonomy places the organism in Eukaryota, Fungi, Ascomycota, Eurotiomycetes, Eurotiales, Thermoascaceae.